AUGGAAGCCAUCGCCAUUGCAGAUUUUAAGGCACUGAAGGAAGAUCAGCUUAGUUUCAGUCGGGGUAAUAUAAUCAAGGUUUUGAAAAAGGAUAGUAAUUGGUGCAGGGCGGAACUAAAUGGAAGCGAGGGCUUUGUUCCCAGCGACUAUAUCAAGUUAAAACCACAUGAUUGGUUCAAUGAGACAAUUAGUGAAGCCGAAGCUGAAGAAGUCCUGAUGAAAGCCAAGAGUCACAAUACAAACUUCCUCAUACGGGAAAGCAAGGCCACACCAGGAGAUUUUGAGCUAUCUGUCAAGGAUGAACAUAGUGUGCGGCAUUUCAGAGUACUUCGGGAUCAUGCAGGACGUUAUUUCUUGUGGUUGGUGAAGUUCGAUUCUCUAAACGAACUUGUAUCAUAUCACCACACUUCUUCAGUCGCACGGGAUCAAAGGCUGCUGCUCAGGUCCAAAAGCGCCGAAGACCAGAGCGGACAUUAUGAGGCGCUCUAUGACUUUGAGCCGCUGGAAGAAGGUGACCUAGCCUUCAAGAAAGGAGACCUCGUUGAGGUGUUGGAUGGUUCCAAUAACAACUGGUGGAAAGGAGUGUGCAACGGAAAGACGGGCAUGUUCCCAUCCACAUACGUGACUCCACAAAAAAAAUAG
Doryrhamphus excisus (bluestripe pipefish) is the source of this 642-nucleotide messenger RNA. It is a transcript of the gene grb2a, whose product is annotated as growth factor receptor-bound protein 2a. Gene Ontology annotation, molecular function: protein binding. The record is from RefSeq and is a predicted model, not a curated record. Lineage: Eukaryota; Metazoa; Chordata; Actinopteri; Syngnathiformes; Syngnathidae.